AAAACUUUCAAAAAAGGGAAAUGGGAACAAUUUUUUGGGACGACCCAAAAAAGAAAAUGAGACUUAUUUUAUGGGACGGAGGAGUACCAUCGAAAUCCUUCCGACCCUUUAUGGUAAAUUCACCCAACAUUAGCUUGGAAACAAAUCGGCUCAACUUUCCAAUUCACAUUGUAGAAAAUUCACUUCCCCUCCGUCAUUGCCGUGUUUGACGUCAAGUCACAGUCUAUACAUACAAUUCCUGUGUAUGUAUAGAGAGACAAAGAGAGAGGACUGGGUUGGUUUCCAUGGCUUUUAUAUAAACGACGAGGUACCUCUCUCUCUCUCCCAAUAUACUCAUAUGCUUAUUGUAUGGCUUACCUGCUUCUGGUAGGGUCUUCAUUUUCCGGCGACAGUUUUAUCGACAGAGGAGUGACGUUUGGAUGAUCAGAGCACCGGCAGCAGUCAAAGUCGGUAGAGUUUUGGCGAUUAUUGAUCGACGGGGAAGAGAUUAUGAGAGGUGCGGGCCGUGCGGCGAAUGAGGAUUUGAUGAGAAGCGCGAACCACGCACACCACGCACUCGAGACUAUCACCGCUGCUGCAACUGCGAUCGCUUCGGCCGAGAAUCGUGCGUCGCAAGCUUCGGUUCAGUGUUUCAUACGUAGUACUACCUCCGUCCCGCUAUGAUUGUCUCAUUUUACCUUAUCGGUCCGUCCCACUAAGAUUGUCCCAUACCAAAUUGGGUAAAGUUUGUGUUGCUCUAAAUCAUUCUUACUUUAUUCUUACUUUAUCAAUUCAAUAUCAACCACAUAAACCACUUUUUAUUAAUUUGCGUGUCACUCCCUCUUGUCCCAUUGUUAGCGGGGGACGGAGGGAGUACUUUUUUAUUUGAAAGAAAGUGUUUCAUACUUGUGGCUUAUAUUUUGAGUUUAACUUCUGAACGGGAGGACGUAGACAGUUCAAUCGCUCGUGUCUUUUUUAUUAACUGCUAAAAGUUCUUUUGAUCAUAGAGAUAGAUGGUUGAAUUGUUUAGGGUGGUGAAUUUAUAUAUUUGAUGCCUAAAGAUUGAAACCGUUUUUCUAGAACCACUGAUAAAUUCUUGAGAUAAUAGCUAAAUUGCUUGUGGAAAAUAGACACAGGCCAUGUGGGUGUUUGUGUAUUCUUGAUCUUGGGAGUACGAUUUAUUUUAGUGAUUAUAGAGAAACCAGUAAUAAUAAAUGUUGGUAGUGUUUGAAAAUAAAAGUGACACUAAAAAGUAAGGGGAAAUGUUGGUGAUGAAGUAAUUUUGCUGUACCAUUUGGGCGAUUUAUUACAGAAGAAACUGAAAUACAGUUGUAAGCAUAUCCUUCCUCACCGUUUUGUUUGGAAAUGCUAAAGUUAAGCAAUAGUACCAACUAAAAAAUAGCAGUCUUUUUAGCCUUUUCAAAGCAAUAAUGCGCAAAGUGCUUUUCCUAAGAGAUGGAAAACUAUCUAUCUGAAACUUGAUAUUUGUCUUAACCCUGCUAGUAAAUUGUUGCAGGUGAUUGGCCAUUCCUAUAUUCAAUUAGAGGACGAUGAUAGAAUUAGGGCAUUGGAAAACAUACAGAAUGUUAAAUUGACGAGUAUUCCAAAAUCAAAAUCUGAAUUUCCUUAUCAGUUUUUUUUCUGAGGAAUCAGAAGUUUUAUUCUUCGUAUUCUGCAUCCUGCAUUCUGCUGGAAUUUUGAUAUAGAUUUGCCUUGCCCUUGCAACUUGAGAAUUGCAAAUUAAAAAUGCUUUUCCGAAGUUGGGAUUGCCUCCAUUACCUUCCUAUUCCAUUCCCUCAGUUGCUAUAGUUUUGAGAGAUAUACAUGAAAUGUUUAGGCUGUGUGCCCCACCGUUUCAUUUAUUUCACCUGAAAGUAUGGCAAUGGAACACAAUGGAUGGGAAAUGAAAUUAGGACUCUCACUUCCUUUUUCCGGGUGCCUACAUCAUGGAAAUGUUGAUGACCCAAGAGCAUACAGGAACGCACCCUCUUUUUACUUAUCUCAUUCUGUGGUGUUUGUUUAGGUUGCUCUGGUCAUUGCCAGUACACCAUGUGUUUAAGUACUUGCAUAGUUCUGUUUAGAAAUCAUAUGAGCGCAUUCUUCCCUACACACAAUGAACACUCUACUCUUGUAAUGAGUUGUUUUCUUUUCAGAAAGUAUGAACAUUCUUGUCUUAUUUGGAGUAAUAGGUGAAAGUAUCCCAACACAAGAACAAUAUCAACUGUUUGUCUAUCUGUAAAGGAGUUGAUAGCUUGGUAAAGUUUGGCAAGAAAAGAACAUAGUUUUUGCUCUUAUGGAUCUCUCUGUAUUCUGGAGUCUUUGUAUUUCCUUAAUCAUUUUUCUCCUUUGGACUCUUUGAAGUUGAAUAAUCAUAUUGUAAUUGAUAGGAGCUGUUUAAUUCUUUAUAUUUGGAAACAGAGUGCCACACUAGUACUACACUACUACGUAUUAGUUUUCAGAACUUCUUUAGUCUCUUACUAAGAGAAAAUGUCAACCCCAAGCACUUAAUGUUGGUGCUAGAGAUGCAGUAUUAGAUGCAUUAAGCCUCAUAUUUCUAACAUAUUUUUUUUAUAGAUGAUAAAUAUUUGGGAAUUGGGAUAUGAUAAGGCCAACUCUCUUUAUGGUUGUGGUUCUGAGUUUAAUAACCUCACUCUCAUUUUAAUAAGCUUCAUUUACUGUCACUUUUACUCUCAUUGAUGAGGGAAAAGAGAAGAUUGAUCCAAUGUAAAGAUGCAUGGUUGAGAAAAUUUACAUUGAAGCCUUUUACUUAUAUACUUAUAACUGACAUAGUAAAAGUUUCAUUGCUCUUAAUAGCUGUCUGCUAAUCCAUCUGAUCUUAUGGUUGUGCACUUGUGCAGAAGAGAAGAUGGAGAUGCUGUUUUAGCAUAUAUUGGUGUUUUGGAAUGAAAAAACAGAACAAAAGAAUUGGUCAUGCAGUCUUUGAUCCUGAAACAAGAAGAGUACCUGGAGAAGGUGGUCUGCCUCUACCCGAUAACCCAACUCAAACUACAACCACUUUCUCACUCCCUUUUGUUGCACCUCCGUCAUCUCCUGUGUCUUUCCUCCACUCAGAGCCUCCCUCUGCUAUCCAAUCACCAGGUGGCAUGAUAUCAUUUUCAUCCAUGUCUGCGAACAUGCUGUUGUACUCCCCUGGUGGACCUGCUUCGAUGUUCUCAAUGGGGCCAUAUGCUCAUGAACCCCAGCUAGUUUCCCCUCCGGUUUUCUCAACAUUCACUACAGAACCUUCCACGGCUCCCUUCACUCCUCCUCCUGAGUUGGUCCACUUGACUACCACACCAUCUUCACCUGAGGUUCCUUUUGCUAAGCUUCUUGACCCAAACUUCCAAAACAGUAAUAUGUUUCCACUUUCACCCCGCGAAUUUCAUUCAUAUCAAUUACAACCGGGAAGCCCAAUCAGCCGUUUGCUUUCUCCUGCCUCGGCAAUCUCGGGCUCAGGUACUUCAUCCCCUUUCCCUGACCGUGAGUUGUUUUAUUCGUUGGGACCCUCAUGUCAUGAUGUCACUCCUCUUCGGAGCUCAUAUAAUAACAGUAGGAGGAAUGGGCAGGCGGCUUUGAAUCACAGAGUUUCAUUUGAGGCGAGCACGGAAGAUUCUUUGAGGUGCAUGGAGAAAAUGUCAAGAAUAUUGUCCGAGGCUGGAUUGUUAGUCUCUAUUGAGAACGGACAGGAAAAGGAAUCCAAUACUAAACUUACAGUCAAGUCUCCAGGGGAAGGAGUGGAAAGAGGUUCUGGAGAUGGGAAUGAUGAAAAGCGGGACGAGAUGAACCCAUCUAUGACUGUAGAGGAAUUUAACUUUGAUAACGUAAAUGAAGAAACAGUAGCAGAAACGCUUAGUGUUGUUGGGUGGGAGAACGAGAAGGGGAUCGGGGAGGGUGGGGUUGGACCUUGCCCCCAGAACUGGUCUUUCUUUCCAAUGAUGAUGCAGCACUACAGCAGCCAGGGUAAAAGUUGACUUGGCUAUGGAACCACAAAAGUAAGCACAGGGUAGCAUUUUGAAUGAAGGGGGAUGUUUUUGAAGCACUUCCUGACAAUGUAUGUAUAUUAGAAGAAGGGAUAAGUUGGGAAUCAUUUUGGAUCUAAAAGAAAACGGGUAAUAAUCACCCCCCUACGUAGGUUAUCUUCUCCUACACAGAGGUCUUCUAAUCCUGUAAAACGAAUAAUAGAUGGAUUAGCAGCGGCAGUCAUUAGAAUAUCCUGUGAACGAACUGUCAAUGGACAUAUCAGUUUUAGGUGAGAAGAAAGCUACGCUCCAAUGUCAUUUUGUAUAAUACUAUCUAUAUACGUAGUACUACGAAUGAUUUAUGAGACUAGGCCAGGAAAAACUCUUGUAGAAUUAUGCAGGAUAAUAAUAAGUCUAAUUUCUC
Cuscuta europaea is the source of this 4362-nucleotide messenger RNA. The record is from the annotation of a GenBank genome assembly. NCBI's taxonomy places the organism in Eukaryota, Viridiplantae, Streptophyta, Magnoliopsida, Solanales, Convolvulaceae.